CAAGUGCCAAGGAGUAAUCAUUCACAAGUCACAACAGCCCCAAACCUUCAUAAAGAUGGCAAAAAAUUCUCACACUUUGUUAUUUUUUCUUCUCUUCCUCACUCUUGUAGGAACCUCCCAUGCUGGUGGUAUAGCCAUCUACUGGGGCCAAAGCAGCGACGAGGGCACACUAUUCGAAGCAUGUGCCACUAGGAGAUACACCCACAUAAACAUUGCAUUUCUCUACAGGUUCGGCAAUGGCCGAACCCCUGAAUUGAACCUAGCAGGUCAUUGCAACCCAUCAACCAGUUCAUGCACCAGAAUAGGUAAACACAUCAAGUAUUGCCAAAGUAGAGGUAUCACAAUGUUGCUUUCUAUCGGUGGUGGAAUCGGAAGCUACUCUUUAGCUUCAAUUGAGGAUGCUAAAGACGUCUCAACAUAUUUAUGGAACAAUUUCUUGAGUGGUGAGUCAUCUUCAAGACCAUUUGGUGAUGCUGUGUUAGAUGGUAUAGAUUUUGAUAUCGAACUUGGCUCCACACGAUAUUGGCAAUACCUUGCGCAAUUUCUCAAGGAAUAUAAUGGUGUUUAUCUAAGUGCUGCUCCUCAAUGUCCAAUUCCUGAUAGAUUCUUGGGUAGAGCCAUCGAAACAGGACUUUUUGACUUUGUUUGGAUUCAGUUCUAUAAUAAUCCACAAUGUGAUUAUACUAAUCAUAACAAAAAUAACCUUGUGAGUUCAUGGAAAGAAUGGAAAACUAUUGUUCCAACUGGGGAGAUAUUUUUGGGGUUACCAGCCGCUAAGGGCGCAGCUGGAAGCGGUUUUAUCCCGGCUGAUGUGUUGGCGUCUGAAAUCCUACCUAUCAUUGAAAAUACAUAUAAGUAUGGAGGGAUUAUGCUUUGGUCAAGAUACUAUGAUGAGAGAACUGAUUAUAGCGCUUCCAUUAUGGCUACUGUGUGAAGAGUAAGUAGUUGCAAUUUGCCAAUGAUUUUAAACUAAUUAAUAGUAAAUAAAGAAAAACAUUUGCAUUGCACUCUUGUGUUAAUUGUUAUUGUUAUUUAUAAUAUUUGUGUGUCUACAUGGAUCUUGCACUCUUGUGUGACUUGAAAAGAUGGCUUUGCUUGUUGUCUCUUCAUUUAAUCAAGAAGAUAGAAAGAAAGUUAAAAAGGCAAAUGAAUGUAUAGUUAAUAGUUAUUCUCUUGUUAUUACUGUAUUAUGCAAAACAAAUUCUUCCUGCAUUUUUAAUUC
Trifolium pratense (red clover) is the source of this 1222-nucleotide messenger RNA. RefSeq names its product hevamine-A-like. The record is from RefSeq and is a predicted model, not a curated record. Gene Ontology annotation, biological process: carbohydrate metabolic process. Gene Ontology annotation, cellular component: extracellular region. Gene Ontology annotation, molecular function: chitinase activity. The transcript has a single exon. Lineage: Eukaryota; Viridiplantae; Streptophyta; Magnoliopsida; Fabales; Fabaceae. Bases 56 to 934 code for a protein of 292 amino acids.